Molecule: messenger RNA, 1527 nt
Organism: Chenopodium quinoa (quinoa)
Lineage: Eukaryota; Viridiplantae; Streptophyta; Magnoliopsida; Caryophyllales; Amaranthaceae
Product: THO complex subunit 6-like
Exons: 13
Coding region: 58-1176 (372 amino acids)
Biological process (GO): mRNA export from nucleus
Cellular component (GO): THO complex; transcription export complex
Molecular function (GO): protein binding
Source: RefSeq, a predicted model, not a curated record
UAAAUGAACAGAACAUAUAUUAGACCUGAAAAUUAAGAAACUGAACAAUAACCAACAAUGGUGAUGGACGCCACCAACUGGGACGAAGACGCUUACAGGAACACCAUCCUCCAUGAAAGAGAAACUCAAUGUCGAACAGUUUUUCGUGCCAUUUUUGCUCCUUCAAACCCUAACCAUAACCCUAAUCCCGACAUUGUUGUUGCUGCUUCAAGUGAUGGUUCAGUCGCUGCUUAUUCUCUCUCCUCCAUACUCUCUUCCAUUGAAUCGCGCUAUGGCGUGCCGACUCCUCAACAAGUGUUUACUGCUGAACCUUAUUGCUUUCUUCAAGCGCAUGAGGGUCCUGCUUAUGAUGUUAAGUUUUACGGCGAUGAUGAUGAUGCUUUGUUGUUGAGCUGUGGAGAUGAUGGCUGGAUACGAGGGUGGAAAUGGAAGGAACUUGAAGAGUCAGAGACACCUAUACAUAAACAAGGCUCCCAUGUAAAACCUUCUAUAGACUUGAUGAAUCCACAACACAGGGGUCCGUGGUAUGCUACAUCUCCAAUAUCGGAGAACAAUGCAAUUGCUGUUGAUCACCAGAGAGGAUCCAUAUAUGCUGCUGCUGGUGAUUCCUGUGCAUACUGCUGGGAUGUGGAGACAAGUAAGAUUAAGACGGUGUUUAAGGGACAUUUGGACUAUCUGCAUUCCAUUAUUGCUCCAACGGGCAGCAAUCAGAUCAUAACUGGAUCAGAGGAUGGUACAGCAAGAAUUUGGGACUGCCGAAAUGGAAAGUGUGUUCAGGUGAUAUCUCCAAAGCGAGAGAGUCUAAAGGAAGUUUCCAGUGUUAGCUGCAUUGCUCUAGAUGCAAGUGAGAGUUGGCUGGCUUGUGGUAGCGGAAAAAGUUUAUAUGUUUGGAAUCUUCUGGCUUCAGAACAAAUUUCAAGGAUCAGUACUCCUACAACUUGCCAAGAUGUAGUUUUUGAUGACAAUCAUAUAUUAGCAGUUGGAGCUUCAUCAAUGCUUAGUCGAAUGGACAUGAAUGGCAAGAUCCUAUCUCAAAUAAGAUGUGCUCCUGAGUCGGCAUUUUCCGUCUCCUUGCAUCAGUCGGGUGUGAUAGUAGUUGCUGGGUAUACAGGGCUGGUUGAUGUGGUAUCGCAGUUUGGAAGUCACUCGUGCACAUUCCGAUGCACAUCUGUAUGAUCUCCCACCUUAUAUAAUUAUGCUUUAUACGAAGUAUGAUUCUUAGACUUUUUGGUAGAUAGAUUUCCAUUCUAGUGAAGGUUCAAGUACUUGAGCUACGUAUCAUUAUGGUGAAAAAAAAUCGAAGAUCUGAUUAUUAGUGUAGAUCUGAUUUCCUGAUUACCUUUCAACCUCCUUUUGGAAAUAUUUUAUUUUUACAAUAUUGCUCCAUACUAUAGUCCUCUACAUAUAGAUAAUCUUGUAGUUGUAUUUGUAAUUUUCAGGUGACUAAUUAGUAAUGUUACAUUGACAAUUUUUACAGCUAAAAAAAACAAAGGUUUUGCAGAAAGAUAUAUAGAACAAGCAAAACUA